AUGAUGGGGACAAAAUGUUGGUUGUUCCUGAUAUUUUGCACUACGUCAACUGUAACAUAUUCUUCAUAUCCACAACUGGAAUACUGGGCUACUUUUGUUCUCUCAUUUUCAAAUUCAUCAUCAAGAGACGCUAUAAUCAGAAACUUGGAAAAAUAUAACCACACGCUGCCAGCAAUUGCGAAAUUUGACGAAUGGAUGAACAAGAAUUGGAUAGACCCAGAACUUCGCGAUUGGCCUUAUGCAAAAGGAAGAAAAGAAACGCGAGACACAAUGAAGAAGUUUUUGUACAGAUUCAAAGCCGGUAAAGCCUAUAUCGAUUACUUAUGUGAGACUGCAAUCAAAGAAGGAAUAUUUAACAAGAAAGUUACAGAAAAAGUAAGAGGUCUUUUUUGGUACUUUCAACGUUGGCAUUCUUUUGAUUUAACACAAAGUGAGCUGUUCAAUCCGAAAUCCUACCGUGCUAAACUACAUGUGGAUCCAGCCGGGUUAUUGAAGCUAAAGGAAAUUUCGAAAAAGUAUCUGGAAGACGAAAAACAGAAGAAUAUUUUGAAAUGGGACUAUAAUGAUGAUUAUUAAUAUUGCGUUGGGAAAACAAUAAAUUCGAAGCAUCAGUAACA
Molecule: messenger RNA, 617 nt
Organism: Caenorhabditis elegans
Lineage: Eukaryota; Metazoa; Nematoda; Chromadorea; Rhabditida; Rhabditidae
Gene: F57E7.4
Product: RxLR effector protein
Exons: 3
Coding region: 1-576 (191 amino acids)
Source: RefSeq, marked reviewed